Liolophura sinensis is the source of this 1662-nucleotide messenger RNA. RefSeq lists its product as uncharacterized. The transcript has 4 exons. Gene Ontology annotation, biological process: regulation of mitochondrial transcription. Lineage: Eukaryota; Metazoa; Mollusca; Polyplacophora; Chitonida; Chitonidae. Bases 80 to 1000 code for a protein of 306 amino acids. Gene Ontology annotation, molecular function: RNA binding. Gene Ontology annotation, cellular component: mitochondrion. The record is from RefSeq and is a predicted model, not a curated record.
UGGGUCUGAAAAUGACAGUGGUUUUCUCGUAAAGUGAAACUUAUUUAAUUUGUCGUCUUUGUGCAUGACGUAGCACAACAUGCACCGGGCGGGAGUCAUUAGAUUAUUUAGAUAUGGUCUUCUCGAGGUUCACCGAAUCUGCGGGCGGAGGUCACAGUGUUGUUGUUGCACGUCAGUAGGGCAUAACAAAAGCGAGAGGGACAGAGCAAGACAGACACUGAAUACACAUAAUAGGUUACAUAAUCUGCUCAAAAUUUAUGUCAACGUUUUUAAAACAAGUUGUUGGAAUCAGGCAGCGGUUUCUAGUGCAUUGUUAACAUUGCGAAAUUUAUGUAGCCCUACCGGUAUCACCAUAUUCAGUGGAACAGGAAUGCCUGGUCAACCUAGGCCUAUACUCCAGGCCCAGGUGGCUGGCCUGUCAUGUCUAUGUAGAGGAAUGCACACUGGGAACGAUUUACUAAUGUGGCAUCCUGACAAAGUGAACCACAACAGCUGUAUGCUAAUUGGUAGUCCUUUAUAUCAAACAACUCACAUUCGACAGAUGUCCAAAGGUAGAAAGAAGGCAAAGAGUCAGCAGGAGACAGAGGAUGAAUCCUCUGAUGAGGAGCUUAGUGAAUGGAUGGAGUCUUUGGAGGAAGAGGAGUCAGAGGACACUGCAGGUGCCCCCAAUAAUUUCACUCAGGUCAAAGUUCAUAUGAAAGCUUUACGAGCCGAUGCAGUUGCCAGUGCUGGACUAAACAUGGCACGCAACAAAGUAGAUGAUCUGUUCUACAAAAGCAAACUUCUUUUGAAUGGGGAAAAGCUGUUAAAGAAGAGUUUUAAGAUGGAUGUUGGAGAAUUCGUAGAUGUGGUGACUGGGACAAAAGACAAUGAAACAAUGGUGAAGAGAGUGCAAAUAGUGAAGAUUAUGAAAGAGAAGACAAAAACAGAUAAAUUGAUAGUGAUUCUACGAGUGUGGAAGUCAGAGUUCCCAGUGUCUACAGAAGAUACAGAUGUCUGAAGACAAAAAUGUGUCCGGAAAUCCCCGCGCUAACGUAGCAGAGUUUGCAUUAUCAAAUCAGAAACCUGAAAGUAGCCAACAUUUUCUAAAACACCUCUUUGAAGAAAGUAAUUGUGACAGCCAUAUUGCCCAGGUUCUAUGAUAUUGGGUCAUGUAUUAUGGUUGGUUUAGUGUUACACAACAUGGAAAAUAUGGGUGUAACCCUUGUUAUCCAAAGGGGCAGUUUCAGAAAUGUCAAGCUUUUGCAUUGCCUAGCUGUGUCCUGCCCAUUAUCCACUAGUGAUACAGAAUCCUGAAUUUUGUGUGAAUUUUGAAUAUUAUACUAGUCUGAACACUAUCUGCCCAUCAGUUGGUUGUCAUUCACCCCUAUGGAAGACUUUGUAAGUCCUGAUGUAAUAGAGAUUGGGAUGAAUGCUCUGUCAUAACUGAUCAUGAUAUAUUGAAGAUCCACUGUGAUACAUGUGUGUAUUCAGAUCCCAGUGUGUUACCGGUAUGCCUCAAAGUGGGUACCGGUAUGCCUCAAAGUGGGUACCGGUAUGCCUCAAAGUGGGUACCAGUAAGCAUAAGCAUAAGCAUGCGAUAUGGUUAAUACAAGGUUUCAGUUUUAACUAUAUAUACGUGUACAUUAAACUUCCUCUGCCAUUAAAGCAGAAUGCAUAUUG